AUGACUGAACGCGACACUCUUUUGUCUGCUGCGCGUUCCGAGACGGUUGUGCAGACGCGCGAUCUGCCCAUCAGUCUCACCGACUCCGUGUUGCAGAACCAACGCGAUACUGGACGGCCGCCAUCGCGCACGCGCCGCAGCUCGACGUCGAGCAAGGCGUCGAACCUCUCCAUGUCGCCCCCGGUCGGUGCUGCUGUGGGCCGACGCGCGUCGACACGCCGCGGGAGCGACGCGACGCGUCCUGAUCUGAACGGAUCGCGCGCGCGCCGCAGCAGCGACGUGAGCCGCCGUGGCAGCGACGCUGGUAUGCGCCCCGUCGUACGCGGUGAGGAGCCGCAAGCCCUUGCGACUCGCCAACGCAGCGGUAGCGAGGCCGCGCGUCUUCCCGACCACGCGGAGGAGGAAGAUGACGACGAUGAGUUCUUCGACAUGGAACCUGAGCCCUCGAAGGCGGCUUCCGCCAAGACGCGCGCCCCUGCAGCCCGGGAGCGCGAUCUUCCUGCUGUGCCUGUGGCGGAGCGCACCGAGUCUGCGGCCGCGCGCCCUGCGCGGUCUGCCACCUCGAGCCGUGCCGCGAAAGGCGCGGCGGCGGCGGCUGGCGGUGCUGCCGUCGGCGCGGCGGGUGGUGCUGCGGUGGGUAAAGCCGCGCCGGAUGCCCCCAAGCACGACUCGCAGCUCCUCUUCCACCAGGCCAAGGACCGUGCUGACCGGAUUUCGAAGCUGAAGACUUCGGACGUGAUGAUAACUACGGAGGAGCUUCGCGACGACAUUGCGCUUGCACGUCGUGCGAUGCACCUCUUUUUGAACAGUCGCAUGCACGAAGCGUAUGAGCUGGUCACUGUGCACUCUGAGAAGCGCCUCUACUAUGCGGUGGCCUAUGCGCUGCUUUCCACCAUCAAAGCCAUCAUGACCUUUGAGCACCAGGACCUUGCGACGGCUAUUUCGCACUGCAAGGACGCGCUAUCCAUUGCAUCGCACCUGCGCAAGCGUAGCUCGGUCAUUACCUCCUUUGGCCGUUUCGUCCGUGGCGCCGGCCCCUCGGUGACGUGGGUCGCGACAAUGACGCCGGUGCAGCAGCACGCCGAGCUUGUGACGGCCGAGUGCACGCUGCUCAAGGCUGUUCUUGGCAUUGCGCACUCUGGUGACAUCUUUAGUUUCCUGAGCGAGGCGCUGCACAUGCGCGCGGCGUACGGUGCCUACCACAGUCUGCUCAAGUUUAUCGAGUGGGAGGACCAGCACGGGAGCGGCACGUCGGGAGCGACGCACUCGGACAAUGACUUCCGCAGCGGUGUGUACCUUGGUUCCGGCUGCAUCAGCCUGAUCCUCGGCCUGCUCCCCAGCAAGGUGCUCAAGAUCAUGGAGGUCUUUGGCUACGAAGGCAAUGUCGACGUCGGUCUGCAGCUCAUGUCUAAGGCCGGCAAGUGGUCGAGUGAUCCCGCGGUGAAGGAGCCUGGCGAGACGAUCGAGACAGAGGGUGUACGUCGUGUGCUCUGUGACAUGACGAUGCUUGUGUACCACCUGGUCGUCUCCACGUUUGUGCCCGUGCCCGGUGUGGACAUCCCCUAUGCGGAGAAGGUGCUCGACUACCACCUGGAGCGCUACCCCCGUGGUGUCUUUUUCCUCUACUUCCACGGCCGCCUCUAUUCGACGCAGGCGCUUUCGAAGCACGCGAUCGAGUGCUUCAAGGAUGCGCGCGACAUCCAGGAAGAGUAUGUGCAGCUCAAGCACAUCUGUUACUGGGACAUGUCGCUCUGCUCUAUGUCGCUGGCGCAGUGGCGCGACACCUACGACGACUUUUCCGUGCUCGCCGAAGAGAACAACUGGUCCAAGGCCGUGUACAACUACGGCCGUGCCGCCGCGCUGUACCAGUGCGACGAUGCCGCCUCGCGCGAGCAGGCGGCAGACAUCUUUGCGCGUGUCCCUUCAAUGACACAAAAGAUUGCCGGCAAGAGUAUCCCCCUGGAGAAGUUUGUUGCACGCAAAGCACGCAAGAUGAUCGAGCAGGGCUACCUGACGCUUCCCGCGAUGGAGUUUGCAUACAUGUGCCAUUGCUACACGACCGCAUCGCACCGGUCGCUCACGCAGGUCCUGCUGCCGAUGGUCGACGACACGCUCGCCCAGCUCGGCUCGGGCGAGGCGACCGGCGAGCGCCUCGACGACCUGUGUCUCGCGCACUUUUUGCGUGGUGUGAUCCUGCGCAACAUUGCAUACCCCGAGGAGCACGUGCGCUUCGACGGCAAGCGCCGCAUGUCCGUCAAGGACGCCGCGCGCGAGUCGGAAAAGAGCCUGCUCUACGUUGCGAACCACGGCGCAAAUCUCUCGUACGACCACUACCUGGUGUACUUCAGCCACUACGAGCUCGGUCGCCUGUACAUUGGCGAGCGCCGCUACGCCGAGGCGCGCUCGGAGCUCGAGAUCAUUCUAAGCAACAAGAACCUCGGUGACCACGGCCGCAAGGGCAAGUACAGCAUGCAGAACAUGGCCGUCCUGCGCUCCAACGGCGCGCUGGAGCUCCUCGACCAAGCCGAGCGUAUGUAG
Molecule: messenger RNA, 2538 nt
Organism: Malassezia japonica
Lineage: Eukaryota; Fungi; Basidiomycota; Malasseziomycetes; Malasseziales; Malasseziaceae
Exons: 1
Coding region: 1-2538 (845 amino acids)
Cellular component (GO): cytosol; mitochondrial outer membrane; nucleus
Molecular function (GO): protein binding
Source: RefSeq, a predicted model, not a curated record